Hibiscus syriacus is the source of this 691-nucleotide messenger RNA. RefSeq names its product 54S ribosomal protein L19, mitochondrial-like. Gene Ontology annotation, biological process: translation. Gene Ontology annotation, molecular function: structural constituent of ribosome; large ribosomal subunit rRNA binding. Lineage: Eukaryota; Viridiplantae; Streptophyta; Magnoliopsida; Malvales; Malvaceae. Bases 51 to 518 code for a protein of 155 amino acids. The transcript has a single exon. The record is from RefSeq and is a predicted model, not a curated record. Gene Ontology annotation, cellular component: large ribosomal subunit; ribosome.
GGCCCAUUGAGAAAGUGAAGAAAUCAGUAGGUAAGCGAAAUCAGAGAGCCAUGUCGACCCUGAAAGAGAUCCUAACGCGGCGUCCAGUGGCGGCGACAAUCAGGCUGACGGUUCCUGCGGGAGGAGCACGACCCGCACCUCCUGUAGGACCGGCUCUCGGACAGUACCGUCUCAAUCUAAUGGCCUUCUGCAAGGACUUCAACGCCCGAACCCAAAAGUACAAGCCCGACACCCCUAUGGCAGUCACCAUUACCGCCUUCAAAGAUAACACUUUUGAGUUCACUGUUAAGUCUCCGUCCGUCACGUGGUACCUGAAGAAGGCGGCGGGUAUCGAGUCCGGAAGCAGCCGGCCAGGCCACGUGAUCGCCACCACGUUGUCCGUCAGGCAUAUUUAUGAGAUUGCCAAGAUUAAGCAAUCCGAUCCCUAUUGCCAAUACAUGUCCCUGGAGAGUAUUUGUAAGUCCAUUAUUGGGACUGCUAAUACUAUGGGGAUUAAGGUGGUCAAGGAAUUGGAUUAGAUUCUUCAUUUCCUUUUCAAUUUAAAAUUUUGUGGUGGCGUUUUGUUACUGCGUUGGAUUUUGGUGCAUCUAAACUGUUCGACAUAUUGUCCGUGUGGGAAAACCUUAGCAUGUCUGUUUGAAUGAUUUCUGCAACUUUCGAACAUUAUUUCAAUUCACUGCAUCAUUUCUGA